Cucumis melo (muskmelon) is the source of this 1100-nucleotide messenger RNA. Its product is annotated as metalloendoproteinase 2-MMP-like. The transcript is spliced from 2 exons. Gene Ontology annotation, biological process: proteolysis; extracellular matrix organization; collagen catabolic process. Bases 3 to 944 code for a protein of 313 amino acids. Gene Ontology annotation, molecular function: metalloendopeptidase activity; zinc ion binding. NCBI's taxonomy places the organism in Eukaryota, Viridiplantae, Streptophyta, Magnoliopsida, Cucurbitales, Cucurbitaceae. Gene Ontology annotation, cellular component: extracellular matrix. The record is from RefSeq and is a predicted model, not a curated record.
CUAUGGGAUUUCAAGAGCCAUCAUUAUUCUUCACCUUCACUCUUUUUCUAAUAGUUUCCCUCUUCCCUUUAAUCUCAUCUUCUCACCCAAAACCUAUGGAUGGAUUGGUGUUUCUAAAAAACCUUAAUGGAUGCAAGAAAGGGGAUAAAGUGGAAGGAAUUCACCUAAUGAAGAAAUACCUUCAACAUUUUGGCUACAUGAAUAAUGAUGUUCAUAUUCAUUCUAAAUCUAGUGAUGAUGAGUUUGAUGAGAUCCUAGAGUUUGCCGUCAAAACUUACCAAAUCAACUACAAUCUUAAGGCCACGGGAACUCUCGACAACUCGACGAUAAGUCAAAUGUCAAAACCUCGAUGUGGGGUUGCAGAUAUUAUCAACGGAAGGACGGGGAUGAAAUCAGGCAAGAGAUUGGUGAACCGACAUAGAAAAAUAAUUGGUCAUUUCCAUGAAGUUUCCCACUUUGCUUUCUUUGAAGGAAACCUUAAAUGGCCAAAUUCAAAAUCUCACCUUACUUACGGAUUCCUCCCCGGAACUCCGUCAGAGGCGAUAAGUCCAGUGAAUCGAGCAUUUACGACAUGGGCUGCGAACACUCACUUCAGCUUCUCCCAAGAAUCAAAUUAUGAAAAUGCAGACAUCAAAGUAAGUUUUGAAAGAGGUGACCAUGGAGAUGGCUUUCCCUUUGAUAGUGUUGGAGGAGUGUUAGCCCAUGCUUUUGCCCCCACAGAUGGGCGAUUACAUUUCGACGCAGUCGAGCAUUGGGCCGAUGGUGCCGUUCCUAAUUCUUACGAUAUGGAGACGGUGGCGCUGCAUGAGAUCGGACACCUUCUCGGCCUUCAUCACAGCUCGGUGGAAGGAGCCAUUAUGUGGCCAUCCAUCAUGGGAGGAACUACCAAGGGUUUACAUGCCGAUGAUAUUGAAGGGAUUAAGGUUUUAUAUACUACUUCUUGAGUAGUAGUAUUGAGUCUAACUUAAUUUGUAUUACACUUCUAAACUAUAUUACCAAUAAUUCUUUUUUCCUCACUAAUAAUAAUCCACACAUACAUACAUACAUACAGGACAUUUCAUUUGUUGUAAUAAGAGAUGUGAAGCUUUAUUUUUAUAGUU